This is a messenger RNA of Zasmidium cellare ATCC 36951, 423 nucleotides long. RefSeq lists its product as uncharacterized. The transcript has a single exon. Bases 1 to 423 code for a protein of 140 amino acids. Lineage: Eukaryota; Fungi; Ascomycota; Dothideomycetes; Mycosphaerellales; Mycosphaerellaceae. The record is from RefSeq and is a predicted model, not a curated record.
AUGAAUUCUACAUUCACGUCGACUGACUCCGUUACUUGGGUCAACAUAUCGCCCCACACAAGCAAGCUAGGAACUGGCGAGCUCACGGAGGAAGAAGAAGCUGAGUUGAUCGCUUACCUUCAAGGACGGUCCAUAUCAACAGCGGAUGGUCAGGUCGCAAGCGACACCGCCAAUCUGGAGUCUCCGCACAUGCAAGAUCCAGAGUUUUGGGUUGAGAUCCGGCGUCUCGAGCAGCAAAACCGACGGAGGCUUCUGGAAGACAAGAAGAUCCACGCUGUCGCGCACUCUACGCCACAAGCUGGCGUUGAUAGCGAUGCAAAGCGUCGUGAAGAAGCUCGUGCUGCCAAGAAGAUAGACGAGGCGCCGCGAACAGGCACUGAAUACCAGAAGCAUGGAAAGGCAGACGCGACAAACGAGUUCUAG